AUGUGUCAGUAUCCUCAAUACAUUAGUUUACUACAUUCUACUGACAUUGAUUAUCAUAUUCCAUUGCAUUUAGCUUGUAAUAGUGGUAAUAUUCAAUUGGUCGCAUUUCUAAUUAAUGAUAUAAAUUGUGAUGUCAAUGCUAAGAAUACACGUGAUCAAACAUGUGUCACAUUUGCAUGUUUUUCAGGUAAUCUUGAUUUAGUACAAAUAUUAAUACAACAGUAUAAACUUGAUCCUUUAGCAGUUGAUAAAUAUGGUUUCACAGCAUUGCAUGCAUCAGCACAGACUGGUCGUACUCAUAUACUCGAAUGGUACAGUCAGGAGUAUAGUGUGGAUAUUACUAAUCACACUAGCAAUAACAAGUACACACUAACUCAUUCAGCUGCUUAUAAUGGUAAGCUACAUUGUCUACAGCAACUGAUCAACAAGUAUCAGUGUGAUGUUAAUGCCACUACUACUGAUACUGGUAGUACAGUUCUUCAUAAAGCAUGUGAAGGAGGCCAUGUUCCUGUUGUAUUUUAUCUCACUAGUCUUCUUCAGUGUAAUGUAGCAGCUAAGACUUCUAAUGGAUCAACAGUUCUUCACAUUACCUGUAAGUACAGUGACUCUCUUCCUAUACUCAAACAUCUGGUAGAGAAUCAUCAGUUAGAUCUGUGUGCUGUGAAUGAUGAGGGAAUGGCUCCUAUUCACUUAGCAUGUAGUGAGGGAAGAUUGAAGUUAAUUCAGUACAUUAUUGAACACUUACCAUCAUCACUUGAACUACCUCAUGGUAAGCAUGGUCAUACUCCAUUCCUUAUUGCAGUGUACUUUAGCCAGUUAGAAGUUAUCAAAUAUCUUAUUAGUAAGAAGUGUAACGUAUCAGCUACUGAUGAUGAAGGUUCUGGAGCAGUUCACAUAUCAGUAGAGAGGGGUCACUUGAAUGUAUUGAAGUAUCUCAUUGAUAACAAUUAUUGUAAUCCUAAUGCAAUCAAUUAUCAAGACCGUACACCACUUCAUGUUGCUGUAGCAGCUAAUGAAUAUGAAAUAUUGGAAUAUUUGCUGACCUGUCAACGUGGGCAACAGAAUAUGGUAUCACUAUUACUAAAAGCCAGUCUGUCUAACAAUAACUUAUUAAUUACUAACAAGAAAGGACAGACACCAUUACACUUAGCAGUUGCCUCUGGUCAUAAGGAUACCACUGAAGCUUUACUGUUCUCAGUCACUGGUAGUUCUACUCAUCAUGAUCUCCUUACAGCUACUGAUAAUGAAGGAUCUACUGUAUUUUAUACAGCUUGCAGUAAUGGCUAUAAUGAUGUGUUUCGCUAUUUAUCCAAUAUUUAUCCUCAAGGUGUUAAUAUAAUGGAUAAUAGAGGACGUGGUUUACUUCAUGCAGCAUGUGAGGGAGGAGAUAUUGGAGUAGUAAGAACACUAAUUGAGACACAUGGACUGGAUCCUUUAGCAGAAGAUGAAGAUGGCAUCACCUGCUUACACUUACUAGCAGAGAGAAAGAGAGUUUAUAUAUACCAGUAUUUGGAACCAAACAUUGUCUCUAAUCCAGUACCUAAGGACAAGUCUGGUCGUACUCCUCUUCAUUAUGCUUCUUGUUCUGAUAAUAUUGAUAUGGUACAUUAUCUCACAGAGACCUUCCCCUGUACUCCUGAUGAUCCUGAUAAUAAUGGAUACACUUCAGUUCAUGGAGCAUGUGAAGCUGGUAGUAUGGAGUUAGUACAAUACUUUUUAACUGAUCUCAAAUGUAAUGCACUAGCUGAAACUGACGAUUGUAAAAGUCUAUUUUAUUUUGCUAGUAAGAGUUCUAAUUUAGAGCUUGUUUGGUUUUUAAUUAACGCAUUUGGUUUAAAACCUUGUCCACUUGUGAUGUUGAAAUAG
Amphimedon queenslandica is the source of this 1866-nucleotide messenger RNA. Its product is annotated as putative ankyrin repeat protein RF_0381. The transcript is spliced from 2 exons. Gene Ontology annotation, molecular function: protein binding. Bases 1 to 1866 code for a protein of 621 amino acids. The record is from RefSeq and is a predicted model, not a curated record. NCBI's taxonomy places the organism in Eukaryota, Metazoa, Porifera, Demospongiae, Haplosclerida, Niphatidae.